Fusarium poae is the source of this 1410-nucleotide messenger RNA. RefSeq lists its product as uncharacterized. NCBI's taxonomy places the organism in Eukaryota, Fungi, Ascomycota, Sordariomycetes, Hypocreales, Nectriaceae. The record is from RefSeq and is a predicted model, not a curated record. Bases 1 to 1410 code for a protein of 469 amino acids. The transcript is spliced from 4 exons.
AUGAGAAAAAGUCAAAUAAAACAUAUCCCGUCGAUUGUGGCUCUCCGAGCCAAACUGGGUGUCGGGACACCAGGCAAUAAGGAAAGCAGAGCAUUUCGCAGAGUAGUCAAGGAGUUCCAUCAAGACUACAAGGCUGAGGACGGCACUCCAGGGACUGAAUAUGUAGACUGGCGGAAUUCGUCUCAUCGCCAAGCUCUCCAAAAAAUGACAGAUGAGUUCCUGGAGGCGCGCGGUUGGGGACAACUAUUUUGGCCGGACACUGCAGGCCCAGGGUCUGUCAAAAAGCUAAAAUGGUCAGAGAAUCGUUCUGAUAUUAAGAAACAUAUAUGCCGAUUAUUCUUUCGCCAUAACCAGCAAAUCCGAUGGAAGGGACCCAGCUCUGACCCAACAAAAAGAAUGUCAUCUCGAACAUUCAACCAAGGAUCGACUAGGACGACCAAGACAACCACGGCUCAGGUUCAAGGUGUUACUAUGAGAGAUGGGAUAGAAUCUCAACACCAAAGUGGCUCGGAUACGGACGCCGAUGUUUUUGCUACCCCAAAUCCGUAUGACGUUCCCUCAAGCCCCAUAAGCCCCAACGAUCAGGUUUCCCUGAUCAGCCACCGUACUAGCGCAACCUCCCAUGAGCCUCAACAAGAUUCCAACUCUGCAUUAGGCCUUGCAGACGAAAUUCGGGGUUCAAGCUCUGGACCAUUAGCCCCUGUCGCUCAGAUGAGUGAGCAUACUGUCGAACGCGGUUUCCCUUUUGGCACAUUAGACCGUGCAGAGCAGGAGGACUCACCUCGCCCGAAUUCUCCAUUUUUCGAUGAUGAAGAAGAAACAGAAUCCCGCCGAAGUCCAGAUCUUGGAAUUCCUCGGCCUCGAAAGACCUUCUCAUCAAGCAAUACCGAACCGUUUCGGCAGAACUCAAGACCAAGGUCGAGUUCUACUGAGACGGCUCGCAUGUCGACUGAAGACAGAUACCUAUCAGGAGAGGUUGGGGAACCCAUCAUGGCCAUGCCGCCGCCGCCUCCACCACGACCAUCACUCCAAGCUAGAAAUACCCAACGAAGAGUGAACAUAAAGUACGAAGUCGAAAGAUCCCCUGGGAACUUACGUAAAUGGGAUCAUCGCGGAUCUUUCACCCAUAUGUCGAUGGAAGAAUUCCUAGAUAUUCACGACUUUCACGACAUUGACUCGGUCCAGUUCAUACUGAAACGUCGUGGCAUGAGCUGGGAUGAUGUGGUGUCCAGAGGCAACGAAGAUGGCUUCAAGGACAUGAAAGCCAGGCUCAAGGAACGAAUCAAAGAAGACCUGGCAGAUAUUGGUUUGAGUCAAGAGGUUGUUCUUUAUAGCAUCGUCAUUAUCCCUGUUCGGAUGACUUUUGAAACUGACGACGACUUCAUUCGGUCGCAGACUAUUGCAUUGUGA